Lachancea sp. 'fantastica' is the source of this 1707-nucleotide messenger RNA. NCBI's taxonomy places the organism in Eukaryota, Fungi, Ascomycota, Saccharomycetes, Saccharomycetales, Saccharomycetaceae. The record is from the annotation of a GenBank genome assembly.
AUGGGUUUGAUCAAGAAGGUAGCGGUAAUAGGUGGUGGACCGGCUGGUCUUUUGGCGGCUGAGAGUUUGGCUCGACAGGAAGACCAGAACUGGGAAAUUGUGGGAUUUGAAGCCCGAAGUCAGCUAGGCGGUGUUUGGAGCGAUACUCCGGGCUCUAAUCUAAACUCGGAGCAGGUGUUCCAGCAAUUGCAGCUGUUGGGAAAUGUUGAAGCUCCUCUUGAUCCAGCAACAAUAUUCCAGAAGGAUUCACCGCUUGUGGAAAACGGGCGAAUUCCAAACCUACGUCCGAUGCUUGCGACCAGUGUCAAUAAGCCAAUGUGUCUGAAAAGAAAGCCAUUACUACGUGACGGUCUCGUUUUAUCUAGCAAGACCGGUGUUUACGAUAAUUUCAUGACCAAUGCACCUAGACAAUUGAUGGACCUUGACUGCCGAAACCCGUUGCAAGAUGACCGAAGAGACGACAUUGCACCAUUGGAAGACUUGCAGCAAGUGCAGGAAAACGUGAAAAGUUUUGUGGAAAAGCACCAGAGCUCCAAAAUAUUUCGACUCAACACAAGUGUUGAAUAUCUCGAUAAACUGUCGCCCUUGAAAUGGAUUAUAAUAGCCAAAACCUCGGAUCCCAGAAACGAUACUGACAGUUGGUACAGCGAGACAUUUGACGCAGUUGUUAUUGCUAAUGGUCAUUUUAUGUGUCCAUAUGUCCCCUACUACAUGAGCUCGACGUCGAAUGGCGACUCGAACAUCCACGAGUUCAACAAAAGCUUUCCUGAUACCCUAUCACACGUACGGGAUAUUGACGUCUGGUAUCAGAAACGACUUCCUCUGUUGCAUAAGGCAUCUGCAUCUCGAAAACAGAAAAUUGUCAUUGUUGGCAAAAGUUUCAGCGCCAUGGACAUUCUGAAGCGCCUCGUCCCUCUACAGGAUGCACACCACUCGCUUGAAAUCAUAAUUUCGACGAAAACACCUCCCAAUCCUGAAAAUACAGCCAAUCCGUUCUGUUGGUUUGACAAGUGGCUUACACAAACAACAAAAGUGACCACAGUGUGUGCAAUCUCACAAUUUUUCGAGAAACAGGGAAAACCCGCUUUGCGGCUAGAAGAUGGAUCUGAAAUUCAGGAGGUAUCCGAAAUCUUAUUUGCAACGGGGUAUCUUUAUUCCUUUCCAUUUGUAUCCAACAAAUUGCUCGAGAAUUACCGUAUACUUCUGACUCCUGAUCCACGGUGUCCAAGUGGGACGCCGUCCAACAUUUCCCGUGUUACAGGUCUCUACCUCCACACCUUUUCGAUUGCAGAUCCCACAAUGGGUUUUGUGGGAAUCUCCAGCAAUGCCAACUUCCAGUCCUUCCAAAUUUCAGCUCAAGCUCUUGCUGGAGCGUGGUCUAAGGUCAAUUACCUUUACGAAACGCUAAAACCUCAAGACGGGCCAAUCUAUGACUCUAUAUGGUCACAGGUUCUCCCUUCUGUUCAAGAGCAGCUCAAGUGGUGUCAAGAACGUCUGCUUCAGACCGGAAAUAAUGGUGCCUACCAUUUUUACUUUCCGUUAAACCUACUCAAAGAGCAAUGGCUCAAGCACAGCGAGCCGCUAUUUACCGACAAAGAUCGUCAGCAGCGCUUGUUUCCGGAGGACUCUGCCGAGAAAGCGCAGUCAGGGCUAAAGAAACUCGAGGAGCUAUUUUUACAAACCGUGGAGCCUAACAAAAAUCUCUAA